ACACAGGUGGCGCGGAAGUCAAAAUGGCGUCGGAAAGUGAACAGCUUGCCGAGGUCAGUGGAGAAAUCGUAUCAGAUAGAAACGAAGCACCAACAGUCAACUACAACUGGAAAAACGUCACGUCGGAGUUCAAAGAUGCAACGAAAGAGCUCAAGCUCGGCGAGCUGCUUCACGACGACAUGUUCACCCUCUUUGAAGCCAUGUCUGCCAUCGAGAUGAUGGAUCCGAAAAUGGAUGCUGGUAUGAUGUGCAACUUCGGCAAUAAGAAAGUGCUCAAUUUCGAUCAAGCGCUGUCAGCCCGCGAACUGAAGGUGGCCGAUCUGACGAACGAAGAAAUAAUCGGGAUCAUCGACUCAACCCUCGCCUGUCUAGUCACUUGGCUUGAAGGACACUCGCUCGUUCAAACCGUUUUCACCAAUCUGUACCUUCACAAGCCGCACAUGAUCGAAGACAAAGUUAUGAAAGCGUUCUCCAUAUGCACCCUGAAGGUGGUCGACAUUGUGAAAAAUUUUGUCAACCGCGCCGCCGUCUUCGAAGAGGAGGACUUUCAGCCGUUGCUCUACGGAUACAAACUUGACUGCGACAUCACCGACGUUCGCGCUACCGGCAUGAUGAAAGAGGUGGAGGAAGAACUGGCUCGGACCGUAAAGUACACCCGGACGAAACCCGGAGAACAAGCCGAAGCGAGUCAGCUAGUUCUGCAUGAGGAAGCCGUUGCUGUUCACUCGAGAAUAAAAUUUUGUCGUCUGUUCUAUCAAGCACUGAUCAUAUUUCAGAAGAAAGGUUGUUCUGGUCUGGAAGAAGUCGAACGUCUCCUCCAACAGUGUCUCGAGAUCAUACCAAUUAUCCGUCGUACUAUUUCGCUCGGUGCGCAGCCCGACCCCAAGGCCGAGGGGGCAAAUCAAGCGGAUUACCCGACGGUCAUGGGCUUCGAACCCCUCGUCAACCAGAGGCUCCUUCCGCCCACUUUCCCUCGGUACACCAAGAUAAGAUCGCGAGCCGACAUGACAGACUAUCUCGAAUCUCUGCUGGGAAGGUUACAUCACAUCUGCCGCAUUGUGGAGUGCACCUCGUUUCAUUCUGCCAUAGACUUCUUAACCGAAUUCAGCAAAACUUGGCCGUGCGUUCUGUCCAGAUCGAUCGUACAGAUGUUGUACCUGCCGUCCCCGGGAAAGGUCCUCGGCUCCCUCACCAUGGUGGACGUCCUGAAAGAAUCCGUCCGCGCCUUCAUCAAGCCACCCGUGCUGGCGCGAGGCACCACCCUCUCGAGCCACCAACAAGCCAAAGAGUUCGUGGACGCGUUUCUUGCACACUGCGUGCGACCGUUCACGUCUCUCAUUCACAUCUGCGGCCACAACCGGGCGCGCCAGCGCGACAAACUCACCCAUCUCCUCGAAGAGCUCGCGGUCCUUCAGGACGAAGCCGACAGGCUGGACACUGUGCUGCACAGCAUCUCGAGCAAGCUAGAGCCGACGCCGCAGUUUGCGUGCUUCACGACCUGGGUACUGCACCACGUCCUGAAGACCAUGAUCCAGUACCUCCUGUCCGGGUUCGAGCUGGAGCUGUACUCGACGCACGAGUACGGGUACAUCUUCUGGUACCUGUACGAGUUCCUCUACGGGUGGAUGAUCUCGGCACUGUCUCGCGCCGACACGUUCCUGAUGGAACAGGAGGCCCGAGCGGAACAGCUGAAAGGCGGGCGGAACAUAAAGAAGAACAAGCGCAAGAAGAAGACGUGCCCGCACAGCCGAGAGAUAUUUAUCAACCAGGCGCUGCAGAACCUGUGCGGAGGUUACUACAAGACAAUCACAGGCUUCCUCCUCGACGGGAAGCUCCGGUGUCCGAGGCCCGACUUCGACAAGGAACAGGUGCGGUACGAGCACCGGUUUGCGCCGUUCAACAGUAUUUUAACCCCUCCUCCCGUGCAGUACGCGCAGUACAAAGAAAUGACGGACCCUUAUAGGUACCAGCCGCCUCCGACCCCAGAGGACAUGUACCUGGGGGCGUGUAAGUGCUUCCAGCACGUCCGCAUCCUGUUGGAGAACGUGCCCGAGCUCAACGACGAGCUGACGUCGGUUGUGAAAGUGGCCAAGACCAACUUUGUCGUCGUCAAACUGCUUUUGAGUGGGCACAAGAAAAACUCGGCCAGCUAUCCAGAGUUUGAUUUUAGUCAGCACAAGAACUUCCCAAUUAUCCGAAUCUAAUCGGUGUUGCGGGCACGGGACACGUUGGGUUCAAGAUGUAAAGUAGAACUGAUGACGAAUGUUGUGUAAUAAAUGCUGCACAUAGUACGGUGGAAAGAAGGCAUCUCAAACUGUCCGUACAAAAUGGCUGCAUUCUUUCCAACUUA
Ornithodoros turicata is the source of this 2350-nucleotide messenger RNA. RefSeq names its product N-alpha-acetyltransferase 35, NatC auxiliary subunit-like (gene Naa35). Bases 24 to 2204 code for a protein of 726 amino acids. The record is from RefSeq and is a predicted model, not a curated record. NCBI's taxonomy places the organism in Eukaryota, Metazoa, Arthropoda, Arachnida, Ixodida, Argasidae. Gene Ontology annotation, cellular component: NatC complex. Gene Ontology annotation, biological process: N-terminal peptidyl-methionine acetylation. The transcript has a single exon.